AUGAGACGUUCCUUCUCCACCAGCACUCUUCCUCCACAAACCUCGACGACCUCACAAACCGAGUCGCUUGGGUUUUCAAAGAAAAAAUCGUUGAGAUGGAAGAACGAAGAGGAAUUGGUCACGAAUGAGCAGAUUGAACAUAAAGCUUCGCCUCUCUUUGGAAAUUUACAGGGUGGCGAUGAAGAGGAUUAUGAAAACAAAUCGGAUGUAAAUCUGUCGAGUGAAGCAGACACUCUCAGCAUUCGAACUGUGGAAUUAAUGGACAAAUGGGAUACUGGUGAUGGCUCGAAAACAGUUCUCGAUAUCAAUCAUGAUGAAGCAGAUGAAAACCGUCAUCAAGGCGGUCGUCAAGAGCAUGCCAGCCAGCCAUCUUCAAGUCAUCACAUGACAACAGGUUCUGCCUUAAACAUAUCGUCCAUCCAACCGAAAACAAGCAUUGAUCGAGAGUUGAUUUCUUUUUACAAUAGACCGAGUAUGGUCAACGUAUUACAAGAUGAAAAAGCUUCAAGUACUCUCAAUGAUAUCCUGGCAACUUCUGCAGAAAGGCUAUCCAACGAGGUGGUGGCAGUGGGUGCAUCGGCGUCAUCAAGAAGGCCUUCCAUCAUGCUUGGAUUUGGUGAUUUUAAAAGCAAGGAAAAACAACCUCCACCUCCUCCUACGAUACCUCCCAAAGCGACAACUCCACCCACCGAGGACGACCACAAUAAGAAACAUCCAUCUGAACAUCUUGAUGUAAUCACUGUCAAGCCAGCAUCAGUUCUACCUCCUCAUCCAAAAUUUGGAAUAUUAGACGGCGUUUACAUUCCAUGCGUUUCUGCAGUGUUGGGAACGAUUUUAUUUCUUAAGGUGCCCUGGAUUUUAGGAAAUGCGGGUCUUGCAUAUUCGCUCCUAUAUGUUGUGAUUUCAGUGUUGUGCUCAGUAUUCACUUGGAACAGUUUGAGUGCAGUGGUUACGAAUGGUUUAAUUCGAACUGGAGGUCCCAUUACCAUCAUGUCACGAGUAUUGGGCAAUCAAUUCUCUGGCAGUGUUGGAAUUAUAUACUUUAUUGGUUUUAUAUUUUUAUUGUCGCUGCACUCAUUUGGAGCUGCUACUCUAGUGUUAACAACAGUACAUGAUUUUUAUCCAGGCUUUGUCAUUGCAGACAAGGAUGUGAAUAACUUGUAUUGGGAUGUUAUUAUACUAGCUCUUGGAUUUCUAGUACUGCUUUUUCUGUUUGUUUUGAUAGGAAUUAGAGUGGCUGUAAAGGUAGAGAGUAUUUUUAUUAUUGCCGUUGGAGUUUCUGUUUUGUUAUUUGUUAUUGGAUGUUUUGUGACAGUGAAACCUCUUUUCAAAAUUAAUACAGCAAGUUGGGCCACAUUUACUCAAAAUUUUCAUCCUGAUUUUGACAAUGAUGUUGGAUUUUUCUCUGUCAUGGCAGUAAUUUUUCCCACAAUUGUAGGACUUUUAGCUGGCCUUAAUAGAAGUGGUAAUUUGAAAAAUCUUUCAAGAAACAUUCCAGUGGGCACAAUGGCAGCUCUUAUAACUAGCACAUUUGUAUAUAUAGUAGUUUUUGUAUUGAUGAGCUUUGUAGGUGAUAGAAAAAUGAUGAAAAAACACAGUUCGGACUACUUUGCUCUUAUUGCCUUUCCUGAUUUUGGGCUUUCUAUUGGAACGUACAUUGUCAAGGCUGGAAUGCUCAUUGCCAUCCUUGGAGAGGGUCUUCAAGCUCUAAUUGCAGCACCUAGAAUUUUGCAAGCUCUAUCCAACGAUAAUGUUGUUCCAUUUAUUUCAUCGGAUUGGUUUUCAGGAAAUGAAUAUUCAGAGCCUCGUCGAGCCAUCGUUCUCUCUGCGUUUCUAGCAAUUUUCCCUCUUUUUCUUGGCAAUUUAGAGAGUAUCUCAACAUUUAUUGCCAUGCUGCUCUUGCUAUGUUUUGGAUUUUUGAAUUUGGCCACAAUUAUUGCGAGUAUUUCACCAAAUUGGAGACCUCGAUGGAAACAAUUUCAUUGGUCUUUGGGAUUGAUUGGAAUGUUUGUUUGUGGAUUAUUCAUGUUUUUAAUUGGGUGGUAUUGGGCUCUGCUUUCUUUCGCGAUUGGCUUAAUUUUUUAUGUCAUUAUUGAAAUGAAAAACGAAACCUCCUCUUAUGGAGAGGCAUUGAAUGGUCUCAAGUUACAAAGUGCCCUUAAUGCUCUCUACUCAUGUGAAAAUUAUGACCUUUCCAUCAAGCACAAAAAAAAGAGAAUGAAAUCAGAGACAGAAAUGGAUGAAUUUGAAAGAGGUCAGCUGAACAAAAAUUGGCGACCUCAAUUAUUGUGCUUGGUUAAAAUUUUACCUGACAAUACCAUUGUUCAUUCAGAUUUGCUCAAUGUUGCCUUUCAACUCAAAAAAGGUAGAGGAUUGUGCAUUGUAGCAGCCAUCAUUGAAGGAGAUAUUAAGAAGAGUACUUUUAAACUGGCACAAAAGGAAAAACAAGCUCUAACUCUCAAAAUGAAAGAAAAAGGCAUUGCUGGAUUUCCUCAAAUUUUGAUUGCUAGAACCUUUUCAGAUGGAAUUAAACAUUUCAUGCAAUCAGCAGGAUUAGGGCCUCUUUCUCCCAAUACCAUUGUCUUUGGAUUUCCCGUUGUGAAGGAUCGAACUUCUGCUCGUCAUUUUGUGGAAAUGGUCAAAUAUGCUGAAAUUUGUAAUAAGGCUGUUAUUAUUUCCAAAGGAGAUUUUAAUGUAGAAGAAGAGAGUGGAUUCAUGGAUCUCUAUUGGAUUAUUUAUGAGGGAGGUUUAGAAUUAUUGGUGUCGUUUCUUCUUCAUCGUCACAAAGCCUGGAGAAAUACCUCUCUAAGAAUAUUUUCUGUGGUGGACAAUAGAGAGUCUGUGAGUACCAUCAAAGAUCACGUCUCUGAAAUUUUGUAUUAUCUUCGAAUUGAGGCAGAAUGCCAUGUCUUGUAUAUAGAGCCACAAGAAGAAACGCUCUUUACCGCCACAGCAGCAGCAGAUACCUCCACAGAGCGAUCAACAUCAACCACGGCGACACCAGAAAUUAGUCGCACGAACACGAACGAAUUGAGUGUGUCUAUCAGCCAUCCACAUAACCGUUCUUCACAGGUACCUCCUUCGUUGACAAGUACGUUUAGCUCAUCCACAUUAGAAAGUAGUGGUAUGAAUGACAACAUUGAGAUUAACUUGUCGGCGAGCCUAAAUCCUCCCCCACAAUUUCACCACAGAAAACCCAAAUUUGAUGAUUUUUUGGUGACCGCUUCACGCCUUAAUCAACUCAUUCGUGAAUAUUCUCUCACCUCGAAACUUGUUCUCAUUAAUUUACCGUUUCCUUCUCCUCGUUUAUCUCACUUGCACAUGAACGAUUUUGUACAGAGAGGAAAAGAAAUCAUCGGAGAAGCCAUUGCAUUGGAUCGAGCAAAGAAAUACGAGCAAGCUCUUGAAAAGUAUGCUCUGGGAGUGAAACACUUCUUAACAGGGUUAAAAUAUAUUAAAGGAGAAAAAACAAAAGAAACCACACGUGGCUAUGCAAAGCAAUAUUUAGAAAGAGCGGAAGAAAUUAAAAAAUUAUUGAAACAACAAGAACAAAGUUCCCAAACUUCUCAUUCUUCACCACCACAAAAAGAAAAUGUAAAAACUCAACCUAAUGUUGUGGUGAAUUCACAUAAAACAACACCAAAAGGUUCGUCCCCUCCCAAAGUGAAAAAACCAUCUCCAAGAAAAUACAUGUAUUCAAAACCUGUUUUACCAAGCAGUGCGAAGAAAAGAACCAUCGAUCAAACAUCACAACAAAAAACGGAACAACAAGAAUUAGAAUCGUCAAUUAAGAAUUCUAUUGUAAGAGAGAAGCCCAAUAUUUCAUGGGAUGAAAUUGUGGGAAUGGAUGGUCCUAAAGCCAUUGUAAACGAAGCAAUUAUAUUACCAAGACGUUUUCCUCAAUUAUUCACAGAAGAGAGAAAGCCAAUCAGAACUAUCCUGUUAUAUGGCCCACCAGGAACUGGUAAAAGCAUGUUCGUAAAAUGUGCAGCAAGUAAUAUUGAUGCAACAUUUUUCUCAGUGAGUUCCAGUGAUAUAGUUUCAAAGUUCAUGGGAGAAUCUGAAAAGCUUGUAAAGACCCUUUUCGAAGAAGCUAAGAAAUCACAACCAUCAGUCAUAUUUAUUGAUGAAAUUGAUGCAGUGGGCUCUGCUAGGGAUGGCUUUUCUGGCAGCAGUAGUAGCUCUGAAAGUAUGAACCGACUGAAAACUGAACUGUUGUUGAAAAUGCAAGAAAUUCUCGAUAUGGACAACAAUUCUGCUGGAGUGGUCGUGAUUGCUGCUACAAACAGACCUUCCGACCUUGAUCCAGCCCUAAGAAGAAGAUUCCAGAAGAGAAUCUACAUUCCACUUCCUGGAGAGAAUGAAAGAAAGCGUUUAUUCCAAAUCAACCUUGAAGGUGUCGAGUCAGAUGUCACACUGCAAGAUUUGGAUCAAUUUGCAAAAGCCACGAAUAACUACUCUGGAUCUGAUAUUUCAGUUGUUGUUCGGGAUGCCCUAAUGAAACCAUUAAGAGAGGCCAUGAAAUCAGAGUACUUUAAAUGGACUAAAGAAGGAACAAUAGAACCAUGCUCAGCUACCGAUGUAGGUGCUAAGAAAAUGAAUUUACUGGAUAUUCAAGAAACAAACAAGCUCAGAAUUGCAAAAGUCACUGCCCAAGAUGUAUUCGAUUCGAUUGCAUCGAUCAAACCAUCCACCAACCCUAAUGAACUUUCUCAAUUUGUAAAAUUUACACAGGACUAUGGAGAAUCAGAAUUUGACUUGUCACCGCCAUCCUCGAAUGAUGUGAAUACUACUCACACAGAAGAUUCACUGCCUUCUUCAUCAACGGCUCUUGAAAGAAAAAUAAGCACAAAACGAAGAAAACAUGAUGACAAUGGUAAUGAAUAG
Naegleria fowleri is the source of this 4887-nucleotide messenger RNA. RefSeq lists its product as uncharacterized. The transcript is spliced from 11 exons. The record is from RefSeq and is a predicted model, not a curated record. Gene Ontology annotation, molecular function: ATP binding; chloride:monoatomic cation symporter activity; ATP hydrolysis activity. Gene Ontology annotation, cellular component: membrane. The coding region runs from base 1 to 4887 and encodes 1628 amino acids. NCBI's taxonomy places the organism in Eukaryota, Heterolobosea, Eutetramitea, Acrasida, Naegleriidae. Gene Ontology annotation, biological process: transmembrane transport; monoatomic ion transport.